Molecule: messenger RNA, 921 nt
Organism: Grus americana (Whooping crane)
Lineage: Eukaryota; Metazoa; Chordata; Aves; Gruiformes; Gruidae
Product: mucin-3A-like
Exons: 7
Coding region: 1-921 (306 amino acids)
Source: RefSeq, a predicted model, not a curated record
AUGGCGACGGGGACCCCCAUCACCAGCAUGACGAGUGCCAUGGUAAUGAGGAACCCCAGCAACAUCAUCGCCAUGGCAACGAGGACCCCCAUCACCAUCAUCACCUUGAUGAUCGCCAUGGCGAUGAGGAAUACCACCACCACCACCAUCACCACCAUGAGAGUCACCAUGGCAACGAGGACCCCCAUCACCAUCGUCAUCACCAUGACCCCCCCAGCCAUCACCAUGGCGAUGAGGAAGACCCCAGCAACCAUCAUCCCCAUGACAAUGAUGAAGGCCAAGCCCUGUACCCCUAUCGCCAUAGCAAUGAGGACCCCCACUAUCACCAUGGUUAUGAAGGACAUCACCAUGGUGACGACCCCCAUGACCAUGGGGACCCCCCAAGCUCAGAGGAGGAGGAGGAGGAUGGUGACGGGGACACCUCUGAGGAGGAUGAAGGGAGCGAGGAGGAAGAGGAGGAAGAGGAGGAUGAGGCUGAAGGGCAAUACCAGCCUGGCUCCAUCUGCCGUUACUGCACCUUCUGCAAGCACUGCCAGCUCUGCACCCGCUGUCCCUGUGCCGAGGGUGACACUGGUGACCACUGUCCCCACUGCCAGGGCUGCCAGUUCUGCUACCUGUGUCCCCUCCUGUGUGACACCGCCUGCCAGCCCGGGAGCCUCGUGGAUGAGCUUUCGGGGGCUUUACUCCAGUCGCUUGCAAGCUUCUUUGAGGCACCGGAGGCUUGAGUGGAUUUGGGGGGGCCUAGGGGCCCCCCCACACACACAUUUUGCUGAUACACACACCCCCCAGCUGAUAUCCCCUCUCCCCAAUUUGGGGGGGGGGGGGGGGCUGGAAAUAAAAGGCCUGAAAUACUGGUGGUGGGAUGCUUCAUCCAUCACUUCAGGGCACCUGGAAAGGGGAGGGGGCGUGUGUGAAAGCUGA